This is a messenger RNA of Pararge aegeria (speckled wood butterfly), 1114 nucleotides long. RefSeq names its product sulfotransferase 1 family member D1-like. Lineage: Eukaryota; Metazoa; Arthropoda; Insecta; Lepidoptera; Nymphalidae. The transcript has 9 exons. Gene Ontology annotation, cellular component: cytoplasm. Gene Ontology annotation, biological process: sulfation. The record is from RefSeq and is a predicted model, not a curated record. The coding region runs from base 100 to 1089 and encodes 329 amino acids. Gene Ontology annotation, molecular function: sulfotransferase activity.
ACAAACUCAAACUUCCACAUCGUUCAGAUCGAAAUUUCAAACAAGAAUUUAAUCCUAUACGCAGACGACGCGCGACGUCGCGGGAAACUGGGAGAUAAAAUGGCAAAGAUGGUUUUCCCGUAUGAAAUUAAAAAUGUCACCGAAGAAGAAGAUAAAUUAGCGAAGAAAUAUUACAAAGGUUACAUUCGACCAUUCAUUCGAGUGGGUCCGCACGGCUACUUCUGGAUGGCGGGCUAUGGUGAUCACGCUGCAGACAUAUACAACCUCGAUGUGAGACCCGAUGAUAUUUGGGUGGUUGCCUUCUCUAGAUCAGGUACGACAUGGCUACAAGAAUUGCUAUGGCUUCUGGAGAAUAAUCUAGAUUACGAUGGUGCUGCUAAAACACCUCUCACCAAACGAUACGCAUUUAUUGAAUACCCAACGAUGUCAUCGGAAGUAAAGAAAGGGCCUCCUACAGCGGGAAACAGUUCCGGAGCGACGGUCGAUGACUUUAGGAACUUCCACACGCUUCAAUCUCCACGAUUCGUCAAAACCCACCUGCCUUUGUCGCUGCUUCCGCCUAAACUACUUGAUACUGCAAAGGUGUUCUACAUAGCGAGGGAUCCCCGCGAUGUGGCCGUAUCGUUCCACUUCAUGCACAAGCUGUUCAGGUACUUCGACGAGGAUGUUCAGUUCACUGAAUUUUGGGAGCUAUUCAAGAAGGACUUAUUGCUACAUAUGCCACUGUUUCCGCACAUUGAAGAAGCUUGGACAAAACGUGAUCACCCUAACAUGACGUUCCUAUUCUACGAAGAAAUGCAAAAGGAUCUGUGUAGUGUCAUAGACAAAGUGUCCAAAGCUUUGGGCAAGGAGUAUACAAACGAACAGAAGAAAAAGUUGGCAGAACAUCUGAAUUUCGAAAAUAUGAAAAAAUCAUCCACCCUUAAGUACGGCAAAGAAGAUAAGGACACCGAAAUCAAGUUCAUGAGGAAGGGUCUCUCCGGAAACUGGGUGAAGUACUUCAACACUGACGAGCUGAAGCGAGAGGCUGAGGAGUACAUGGAAACCCAUCUAAGCAAGACCGACUUGACAUUCCCUGACCUGGCUUAAUUUUAAAAACUUUUUUUUUAAUAAA